Molecule: messenger RNA, 5455 nt
Organism: Pyrgilauda ruficollis (rufous-necked snowfinch)
Lineage: Eukaryota; Metazoa; Chordata; Aves; Passeriformes; Passeridae
Gene: LHFPL2
Product: LHFPL tetraspan subfamily member 2
Exons: 4
Coding region: 540-1226 (228 amino acids)
Cellular component (GO): membrane
Source: RefSeq, a predicted model, not a curated record
GGUCGGCCCUCGCCGGGAUCCCAUUCCUCCUCCCUCGGUGCAUGGUCGCGGCGGGAGCGGAGGAGGGUGAGCCCGGCGGGGCGCGGGCCGGAGGCGGCGGCGAGAGCGGAGCCCCAGCGCGGAGAAGCCGCCUCUGCCCGGCAGCGGUAUUGCCAGGCAUCUGAAGUGGUUGACUAAGACCUAAGGAUUUGGAACAGUGGUGUAUGAUGUCAAUCAGUGGGCAGUCCUUGUAGCCUCCCCCACCAGCCUGCAGUGUCAUGUGCCAGUAUGAAUGUUAAGAAAGAAACGCAUUCUUCAGAGCUCAGCAUCCCAGAAAGAAAAAAGGAGGAACUAAACAGAGGGAGCAAAUGAUUGCACUGCUUGCAAGACUUGAGGCUGUUCACCUCUUCUCCUGAGAAGCUUCAUCUUGGCCUUCGUGAGAGAGUUGAGAAAGUAGGCAGAGCAGCCACAGUGAUUGUCUUAGGGUCCUUUUCCUUUUUCAAUUUCACAUUUUCUGGAUUUUACGUGUGCUGCACUGAUCACAAGCACUGGACAUCAAUAUGUGUCAUGUCAUUGUAACGUGUCGGUCGAUGCUAUGGACUCUCCUGAGUAUCGUGGUGGCUUUUGCAGAGCUCAUUGCCUUCAUGAGUGCAGACUGGCUGAUUGGCAGAGCAAAGCCUUCAGGCUCUGAGGAGGUGGACAACAGAACGGGGGGACAGCAGGAGCCCUACCGUCCCACGCUGGGCAUCUACGGGCGCUGCACCAGGAUCUCCCACAUGCAGUUCUCUAGACGAGACACACUUUGUGGUCCUUAUGCUGAAAACUUCAGUGAGAUUGCCAGUGGGUUCUGGCAGGCAACCGCUAUUUUCCUAGCCAUGGGAAUCAUGAUUCUCUGCACCGUGGCAUUUGUAUCUGUCUUUACUAUGUGUGUGCAGAGUAUUAUGAAGAAAAGCAUUUUUAAUGUCUGUGGGCUGCUACAAGGGAUUGCAGGGCUCUUCCUUAUCUUAGGCUUGAUACUUUACCCUGCAGGUUGGGGAUGCCAGAAGGCGAUAAGCUAUUGUGGACCUUAUGCUUCUGCUUACAAACUAGGAGACUGCUCCUUGGGCUGGGCUUUCUACACAGCUAUUGGCGGCACUGUUCUGACGUUCAUCUGUGCAGUCUUCUCGGCGCAAGCUGAAAUAGCCACAUCCAGUGACAAAGUGCAAGAAGAGAUAGAAGAAGGAAAAAACCUUAUCUGCCUCCUUUAACUCCAGUGGGGAAAAAUACCAGCACCUGGAUCUUUAUCUGCUUUCCAUUGACUGGGCAAGCAGAUCCAUUUACCUGUUUUUACCAUUUGUGUGAUUGAGCCCCAUGCAUUCCAACCCUGAACUACUGAAAGGGUCUUUCUUCUUUGCUGGGCAAUGAGGAUCAGAGAAAUGAUCCCAAGAAAGCAGAAUGUAAAUACUUGGGGAUAUUUUUAGUUUCAUUCUGUGAUCAGGACACAGUGCUAUUAAUCCGACUGGGGAUGUGAGUAAUCACAUGUAUAUAACAGGAAUGUUGUUAAAACUGAAAAAUUCUGAUUGAUCGGAUUGCCUAACCCACCUUGGUCACUUUGAAGAAUUUGGGUUUAAAAUAAUAAAAGCCAGCACAUUUUUUUUUUUUAAAGCAAAAGAGAAGCCUAUUUUAAUGAGGCUUUGUUUCCAAGGGCUCCCCUCACGGGUGAAUAUUUCUUUACCAUCACCUGGUUUGGUACCAUUUUCAUGGAGGUGCUUUUUGGUAGUGAACUUCCUAGAAGUACAGUGCCUUCUUGGAUAUUAACUCUAUGUAGGAGAGAGCAAAGCUGACAUUUACACCAAUCUUAAGUCAUUUAGAAAGUCAAGUCCUUACCAGGUUUCUCUCUCUUGAAACUUAAGAGCACAAGUGUGCAACUUACUACUUAGCAGGUAAAUACUGUUUCCACUGACUAGACAGAGAAGAUGUUGUUAAGACUGGCUCUCACCCGAUUCAGAUAAAACUGAAAUAUUUCCACAGCCUUUAUUAAAACUUCUGAAAUCCCAAGCAGACAACAGCUCCCCACAGUACCAGCCUUAUCUGGGCUGCAACCUCUCCUACAACUGUGGAUUCCACAUUGUAAUUCAACGCUGUACUUUUUCUCUCGUCAGUGAAACGUCAUUCCCAGUCUACAGAUCAGUCUGUCUCAUGACCCAGACGCACAUGAGUCUUUAGGAAAUUUAAAUUUUUCAGGAAGCCUUUACAAAUUCUAUGUGGCUGGAAAGAUUUUUUUCCUUUUUUUUAUGUGUGUAGUAGUAGACCUUUUUCCAACUAAAUCUGCAGAAGUUAAACAGACGUUGCCACAAAUGCCAUUUUUUUCUCAAAGCCAGCUCGUUGUGUUAUUUGUGGUGUUGCCUCACUUACUAGAACUACUUCUGAUACGAAGUUUGUAAGGUGUUUUAACAAAGGAAUGAUGCAACUGUGCCAUAGGAGCAUUGGGGAUAACUGAUCUGAGUAGUUCUAAUUAAAUACUAGGUGAAUUUUAAAUUCCUUUUCUUAUUUCUUGGUAGUUUAACAUCAUCUAGUGACAGUAUUGCUUCACUAUUACACAGAGCAGAGAUUCUUGGUUUUGCCUGGUCAGUCCCUUAAAAUGCGCCAUUAGUUAUUAAAAAAAUGGUUGUUACUGUCCAGGAAGGCAGCUGCUCUCAAGGCACUGCUGAUGUGCUUCACAAGACAAGAGCUGUUCAGCAGUCCUGCCGGCGGGCCCGGGCAGCCUGGAGGAUUGGCGAGCAGUCACGGAGCUGGGGUCCCCUUCCAGCGCCGGCUGCCCACCACAGUGACAGAGCAGCUCCAGCCUGUGCCUCUGUGCCCAUGGCACCUGCCACCUGUGCGCUGGACAGAUACACAGGUGACCUCUGAGACGCAGUGCAACAAGGUCAACCUCUGCCUGUAUUCAAAAAGGGAUUUUUUUAACCUAGCCUCUUCUUGCAUUCACCUGCUCCUGCAACCCACAUCCACCAUCAACUACUUUAAAACAGGGAACUCACUGUUCUUUUAAAUACUGAAUUUAAAUCCCCUCCAAAAGUUAUGGUCUGGGACCAACUGCCUGCACAAAUCAAGAUUUUAAUAAAGCAAAAUUACCAGCAUGAAGUGGUGCUUGAGGGUGAAAAUAAGAACCCACACACCCUGUCCACACCUGUGUGUCUCGCUGGCUUUGCCCCAUACACAUCCCCCACACCUGAAGGACAUGCACUGGGCUUGUACUGGGGUCCAGCAAGGCUUCCUCCAGGCAUACCUCCUGAGCCCCUUCUGGAGCAUGCGCUGAACCUGGGCCACCAGCUCAGCUCUGCCCUGCCCUCCAGGGCCCUGCAGUUGGGAAAGAGGGGGUAAGCACUUGUAUGAGUACCAUAUAAACCAGCCAAAAAUUAAUUACUAAGCAGAUGUACAGUUUUAGCUUCCUUAGGUGGGUAGCAAUCCAAAGUCCAGGUCACCACUGCCAACAAGUCUUGACACAGUAUUAGGGUGAAAAAUGCUGCACUGGCUUAAGCACUUGAUUAGCCAGAAUCAGGUCAGGUUAGUCCUUACAAAGGUCGAGAGAGCAUACUCUGCUCUGGUUGAGAAGUAAACAAUGAACAACCUUCAUUCAUGUUGCUAGCUGACCUCUGCUGUGAUAUACAUGAUGCUUAAAGAGAUUUCAAUAGUACAUUUUGUUUGGGCUUGAAUUUUUUAAGUAUUAAAGAGAUUUUCAGUGGCACAUUUUGCUUUUGUUUGCAUUCGUAACCAAGGAGAACCAGCUUUUCUGCUUGUUGCUGAUAUAUUAUCAGCUUGCUCUGCAACAGCAUAAUUAACUAACUUGCAAGAAUAUCCAUGUUUGUCACAUAGUACACACAGAAGACAGGCUGGGAAGAAAUACAGAGGAGAAAUAAUCAGAAUUUCUUUUCUCAGGGUUCUGUUUUUCUAGCAAGUGAUAAGGUGGUAUAUAUAGGGAUUUUUUUUUUCCUGGAUGAGGUUUUCAGGUGCAGGGUGCACUCAUUAAAUUUCACAGCUGUUUAAAUUGCUCCUGAAGUUCACCUCAGCAGUAGCUUUCAAAGGCACUCUGGGAAAGAAAAAAGCAAAAUCAGCUUAAAGCUAAUUUAAUUGAUUUCAUGAGGGGGCUGUAGAGUGCAACUGCUUCUUAAUGUACAUGCACUGCAUAGGAUCUAGAGGAAUUUGCUGUGGAUUCUUUAAAACCUGUGUGCCAAUUAGUUCAGUUUAACUUUGUUUUGUGGUAUUGAAGAUUUCUUCAAACAUCUGUGGUUUCAUCAACUUCUUAAAACUUAUAUUCAAAAAAGUGCCAUAGACCUUUUUUUUUAAUUGUAGCAUAUUUAAAUAUAUAUAUUAUAUAUAUAUACACAGACUUGUGUGAGAUGUGCAAUACAAGGAGUGGGUUUUGUGGGGGGGGUUUGGUUAUUUUGUUGGGGUUUUUGUUUUUUGGUUUUGGGUUUUUUUUUUUGUUUGGGUUUGUUUUUUUUUUUUUUUUAAGUUUUUGCUUUUAAACAAGUGAUGGGAAAAGGGACUUCCCAGGGAAGAAGUGGCUGGAGUUUGGUGGUGUGGAUAUAGCGCAACGCAAUAAAAUCACUGAUGUUGAAGAUGAAUACAACAGUAGUAAUAGCAGGUUGAAGAUUUAACAAAAAUAUCUUCUAGAUUGAUUUGAAUUACUUAGAAUACACACACUUCCAGUGUGAAGCUGUGUCCACCUCUUGUCAUUAACACUCAAAAAGCUCAGCAAGGUUUCUUAGUGUGCUUUAUUUGUAAUGUGGCACUGCAAAAAACAUUGCUACUGAGCUCUUUCUGGGUUGUCUAUAUCACCUUUGUAUCUAUUUUACUCAAUAAAGUUCUCUGGAUUCUGAGAUAUAUAUAUUUUUUUUCAGCCAAAUAAUUUCCAUUUUGCAUUGUUANUUUUUCCCCCCCCCCCCCCCCCCCCUCCACUGGAGUUUCCCACAUCCUAGUGGUAAAUGGAGAGGAGUUCAGGCCUUCCUUGAAAGCCAUGGGCACUGGUGCCUGCACCUCAAGGAAAGGGCAGAGUCCAACAAAAGCAGAGCAUGGCAGCAAUGCAUACACAGCUCCUCGGUACAGGAAGAGCGGCUGCAGCAAUCCAGCUACAGUAGGUUUUGAGCCAUGGUUUAUUUGUGGUACUGUUUUUCUGUUCUUGACUCACCACUAUGUACAACUGUUAGCAUGAAUGAUGUACCUAAUGUCUUCUUUUUAAUCUAAAUCUCAAUUAAAUGUGAGUUUUUUAACUUUUAACAGGAGUCUGACUACCUUAAUACAAGCAUAUUGGACAAGUUGAGCCAAGCUGCGCUUUGACUGUAGCUUUAAUAGCAUUUAAGAUCCCAAUCCAAUGAUGUAUUUCAGAUUCCCAUCUGACUUAAACAGUUAUUACUACUUACUGAUCAGAAUUAUGUGAUCUGAAAUUGUAACUUUGUGUUAUAUAAUACAGUUGCAUUAAAGAGACUUUCCAGUUGAA